AUGCAAGGCAACCUCAGGUACCAUUUGCUGGGCCAGAUGAACCACAGGGCUGGUUCCUGGGCUAACCAAUACAAGUCGCUAAACCAAGCGACUUACGACACCUCGUCCAAAAUUCCUUCCUCAACCUCCCUCCCGUCGUCCCCAACCGCAAGCAUCCCCUUCCCGCCCCGGAAAUUCCCCGUCCGCACGGCGCUCCACUUCCACGCACCGCGCCCGAAGCUCACCCUCGUCACACCCGUCUCCCUGGCCCGCGACUUCGCCGCCCGGAAGAAGCACAACAGAAACUACACAAUGGGUUCCGCUCCUCGUCUCGGCGCCCUCGGGCACACCUUCACCGCCAUGCGCGCCAUGCAGUUCGUCUCGCUGGUGUCCAUCAUCGGCAUGGUGUCCAACUUUAUUUCGGAGAUUAACGGUGCUGAUGCCGUUCCGCCUUCCGUCUUGAUCGGCACGCUCGUUAUUUCCUGCAUCGCAACCCUCUACAUCUCAAUCACCUACAUCCUCUACUACGACAACAUGCUCCCCCUUCUCCUCGCGGCCGGCGCAGACACUUUCCUGUUGAUCGCCGUCAUCGUCGUCGCCUGCCUCCUCGGCAAACCCCUCUCCUACCUAGACUGCGCCGCCCUGCCCAAGUCUUCCGGCAGCACCGCCAACUUCAUGGCUUCUGUGACGGCCAACAUCAACACGGGCUCCGCGCUCAACUACUUCAUCUGGGUCGGCGCCGACCAGGGCACGUGCUACGCCAUCAAGGCCGUGUGGGGUCUGUCGAUUGCGCUCUGCGUGCUGUUUGCGUUCAGCGCUGUCACGACUGUCUGCCUCUGGCGCAGGGUGAAGCUUGCGCCUGCGGGCGUGAAGGAUAUUGAGGGUUGA
Molecule: messenger RNA, 867 nt
Organism: Colletotrichum fioriniae
Lineage: Eukaryota; Fungi; Ascomycota; Sordariomycetes; Glomerellales; Glomerellaceae
Source: RefSeq, a predicted model, not a curated record